Molecule: messenger RNA, 4936 nt
Organism: Diachasmimorpha longicaudata
Lineage: Eukaryota; Metazoa; Arthropoda; Insecta; Hymenoptera; Braconidae
Product: PR domain zinc finger protein 10-like
Exons: 3
Coding region: 171-3509 (1112 amino acids)
Biological process (GO): regulation of transcription by RNA polymerase II
Cellular component (GO): chromosome; nucleus
Molecular function (GO): RNA polymerase II cis-regulatory region sequence-specific DNA binding; DNA-binding transcription factor activity, RNA polymerase II-specific; chromatin insulator sequence binding
Source: RefSeq, a predicted model, not a curated record
GCACUGAUACCGUAUUUUCUCGAUAAAAUCAUUUCACAUCUACGAUAAAGUGCCUUCAUUUUUUGAUACCUCAGUUGGAACAUUAUCUGCAGAAAGAGUCACCUGCAUAUUUUGAUGAUAUAUGUGAUUUCUGCAUAAUUGUGCAACCGCAAAAAUCGUGAUAACUAAUCAUGGAUGAUAGGGGCCCUCAUGAGGGGGCCCCUGUAGGACCCCUGGAGAUUCCCCUGUUCGACAAAACUCGCGAUCUCCCUGAGAUAUGGACGACAAAUCCUACGACUUCCAUUGAUCAACGAAAAAAUCCCAAUCGCCUGCUCUUCCUCACUGUCGAGUUCGCUGAAGACCAAUCCAAGGACUUCUCCAGGAUGUUUUCCUACGAACAAGUCUCAUUCUCUCCAAGAGCAACAUCACCACUUUCUGAUUUUGAGCAUCGAGUCAGUCCACUGGAUCCCAACAUGAGCUCAACGGCUAGAUAUUCACCUACACCUGUUCAAUUGCCAUCAUUACCCUUUCAAAAUUCAGUUGUUGUCCUGCAGAAUCCAUCAUCACCAUUGAUGAUACCUGCUGAGAACAAUCAACGUACUAAUAUGAACUUCAUCGAGUCGCAGGGUAAUAGUACGAAUAUCGAGGAGGGAGAGGCUGAAAGUGUUUCAGAUUUUGUCGGUGAUGGAAGUCAACAGGGAAUUGCUGCUGAUGUCACUGAGGAAUUAAUUCUGAUGCAAGGAACAAGUGCAGAGCUCGAGACAUCAACAGCUCCCCUCCUCCUCUCGGGCCUCCCAGGUACGGACUUCGCGUUGACCCGUGAUUUCCUAGUGAUGAACGACGACCAAUUAACUGUAAUAAACUCCCUCCGACCCCAGCCCCCUGAAGAUCCCGCAGUUGUCCCCGAGUUGUCCAGCCUCUCCAACCCCAAAAAGGACUCCCUCUCCUCCUCAAUGAUGUACUCUCCCCUUCACCCUAAAAAACCGCUACCAGAGCCGCUGGGAGACCUUCCCCUGACCCCUGAAAAUCGAAGUACAAAUUCCAAAAGACAAAUAACCGAUAAGAAAACCUACUGGUGCGACGAUUGCGAUACAAUUUCCUUGAAGGACGGUGACUGCAAUUGUCACAAUGUCCGUACAAUCGCCGAUCAGCCAGUGCCAUCUCGUGCAGUGGCCACACUUCCUGGUUCCUACCUCUCCCUCACUAAAUUAAACGAUUCACCAAAAGAAGUCUACGGAGUUUUUGCAAAAAGAAGUAUCUGCAGAAGAACACAAUUUGGUCCGAUUGAGGGUGUCCCCUGUGAAUACGAUGGCAAGGGUUUUAGCCCCGACGCUCUGCCACUCUUAUACGAAACUGAGACUGGAGAACUAGUGAAAAUUGAUGUAUCAAACGAGCACUCAUCGAACUGGAUGCGUUUCGUGCGCCCUGCACAGACCCCCAAAGAGCAGAAUCUGAUAAUUUCUCAGCAGAAGGACGGGAUAAUAUUCCUGACAACUCGCAACAUAUCGCCCCGAGAGGAACUCCGCGCAGGUCCGAGUCGAGACUACGCAGCAAGACGCAAUAUUCCCCUCCUGGAGGAUCCGCAGAUGCGGCAAUUCAAGUCAGGAGACCUGGAGAGUUUCUCCUGCCUGGACUCGCCGACACUGGACUUCAACAGCUCAUCACCAGUCGAUCAUUCCGCUCGUCCUGAGCUCGUUGAUCCGGUCCUCAAAUUCACGGGAGAUUCUCACGCCCAGGAUCAGGGUAAGCGGCCAAGAAUUGGCAAGACCAAGCUUCUGAAGACGAUGGACGAACAGUCCCUUCCAUACAGUUGUCCACAGUGCUCUAAAGCCUUUCCACGAAAUGAUUCCUUGAAGAAGCACAUUUUGUCGCACUCGGGCCUGGAAAGCUCGGCCUACGACUGCCCCACCUGCGGUGAAAAUUUUCUCCACUCCUACAAUCGCACCAGACACAUGAAAAUAUUCCACAGCAAUGACGCCAAAGAGAAGGAAAAUUCCCGCAAGAAUUUAACGGAAUACAAAUGUCCAAAAUGCAGUAUAAUCUUCAUGAAGUCAUCACUUCUCGAUCUUCACAGUGAGCUUCACAACCAAAAUAACAACGAAUCAGAUGACUCGAAGCAACUUCGAUGUCCUCAAUGCAAAUACGAUUCAAAGACUCAUUCAGAGCUGAUAAAACAUGUGUCAAAGCAUGGACACAAACAUCAACACAAGAAGCAGAAACAGCAGUUGACUAAAACAUCAAAAGUAUUAUCAUCACACAAAUGUACAAUGUGUUACAAACGUUUUGCCACAAAAGUACGUCUCCAACAGCAUUAUCUGGUGCACGGUGCCGAGGACCAAAAGCCACUGCCAUGCAAUGUAUGCUUCAAACGAUUCAUGAAUAAUUCAGCACUAUCCUGUCAUCUGAAGACCCAUCGUGAGGACAAACAGAUAUUCGAGUGUCCAAUGUGUCGUAAAUUAUUUGAUCAAGUUCUUCAAUUGAAGGAUCACAUAGAGACACAUAGGAACGAGGACAAGACAUUCAGUUGUCCUCAUUGUCCCCGAAUGUUUACAAAAUAUUCGGUUAUUAGAAAACAUAUAAGGGCACAUCACUGUGAGCGUAAGCACAAGUGUCAAUUCUGCAUCAAACGUUUUCCAACUGUCGAUAAAUUACGAAUGCAUCUGCUGAGGCACUCUGAUCACAGACAAUUUCAUUGUGCUCAUUGUGAGAAACAAUUCAAGAGAAAGGACAAGCUUAAGGAACACAUGACGAGAAUGCAUAAUUCCCAGAGAAUGGAGAAUUCCAAAGACCAGAGCAUUACCACUGAUAAUGAUAAUUCAGGACUUCAACAGGGUAAUCAAGCUAAGAAAUUUAUACCAAAGGUCAAUCCCACUGAUUACAACAGAUUUGUGUACAAGUGUCAUCAGUGUCUUGUUGGAUUCAAACGUAGGGGAAUGCUUGUCAAUCAUCUUGCUAAACGACAUCCAGAGGUAUCACCAGAAUCAAUACCCGAAUUGAAUCUACCUAUUUUCAGACAAACGAGGGAUUACUACUGUCAAUAUUGUGAUAAAGUUUACAAGAGCAGUUCCAAGAGGAAGGCCCACAUCGUGAAGAACCAUCCUGGUGCUGCUCUACCUCCCAGCAACAGACAGAAGGAGAUGGUGGGGGAUUUGACGUACAGUCAAGCAGCUGGCAGCAUCACAACAACUCCACAGGGCUGUCAGUGGUGUCACAAACAAUAUGCAAGUAAAGCCAAAUUACUUCAGCAUCAGAGAAAAAAACACUCAAAUCUCAUGGAACCUGCUGAUCAGGUACCAAGACCGAGAAAUCGACCCCAGACACAGAGCCAAGUACAACAGGAUCUCAUCGACAAUAACUUUGUUAAUAAUGACUUCGAAUUCAUUGAAAUUGAAUCGGCUUGUGAUAUCGGUGAGUUGAAAUUUAAACCAAGAAUUAUUAAAAUUAGUAACGAUGUUGAUUUGAUCGGUAUCGAUGGGGGAAUUGAUCCACUUAUUGAUCAACAAUUUGUACGUAUGCGUGACAUACGCUGAAGAUAUUUUUGAAUAGCAUUUCAACAAUUGUUGGAGUGCUUACUGUUGUUUCAAUUUCAUUGACGAGAUAUGAAUCUCGUUUUGGGAAUUAAGCGUUUGUUGCUGAUUGUGAUGAAUGGGCAACGGUUGACGCUUCUAUUGUGAUGGGAUCGUUGGAGAGGGUAACAAGGCUGAGGGGAAGAUGGGGAAUGGAUUUUUGGGAUAUUUCGGAGUUGGCAGGUUGUUGGCGCUGACGGCGAAACGUCAGUGCUCACCCGAUUAUCGGUUUUUUUAGGGAUUUCCUUUGGGUAAUUUCGGGUGCUGCUGUCUCGAAUUGAAGGGAUUUGAUCGUCGGAAAAUACGAAAGAGUCUGAUUGGUGGAAUCACUCGGGGAGGGGAUCGUUCAGUGAUGGAGGGGAAAUUUUUGAUUGAGAUAUUUUUUAUUGAGUUUUUUGGGGCGGAGGAAAUUUAGAGAAUUUCUGGACUUCGGACUUCAUCACUGAAUUGCUCAGUUUCUUUGAUAUUUCACGGGCAAAAUGUCCUCGCUGGAGGAAAGAAAUUGGGGAUUACAAACUCAGAAUCAACAAUUUAAUGAUGACGAAGACUUUUCGUAUCAGCGAUGAAGUGGGGGGAGAGGGGGGGGGCAAUAUGCAUUCGACAUUUUGAUGUUAAAAGGUAUGAUUUUUGGGGCAUCACCUCACCGCUGAAUAAUGUUAUCAAAAAUGGCCAUUUGGAAUUGAAUAAUUGUGUUUUUCUAUCGUGUGACGAGGAUGUCACAUGGAUUUUAAAUAUCUGUGGAAUUAUUUGCAACACUGGCACAACAGAGACGAUAAAUAAUUAAUAGAUUUUCGUUUCAAUGGGAUAAAAUUCAUAAUUUAUGUUUAAUUGAAGGAAAAAAAAUAUCAAACGGGCGUUAGGCCUUAGCGUUGACUUUAUUGAAGGAACAAAAACUCAAAAUACAUAAUAUAUUGAUUAAUUGAUAGUUGAUUAAUUGUAUCGUAACAGUGAUACAGACAGAAAUUAAAAGAACAACUUAAUGAAACGAAUUAUCGAGCUUCAAUAGAACGACGUGGAAGAAAAAAAAAACAUUCUUUUUUCUUUUCAAAAUAUCACUCGAUCGAUGGUCAGUGAAUUUUAUGAAGAGAAUAAAUACAGUGUAAAUGGUGCAUUACUAGGCACUUGACAAUAGGAUGUUGAAACAAUUGUAAUGAAUUUAAUCAAUCGGUCCCAAUCCAGUUUGCCUCUGCCGUCGUUAGUACAGUCUCAUUUCAUUUAUUCUACGAAUCACUAUGUACACAGUUAAAUUAUAAAAAACAAAAAUCGAAUUAGAAUUAAUUUAAGAGGUGAUGAAAUUAAUGAGAAGGUGAAACAAUGUUUCCCAGGGAAAUUUAUCAGUGUCACUUAAAUUAUAAAAGUUUAGGAGUAAACGUGAAUUGAGAAAUAAAAAA